Messenger RNA from Copidosoma floridanum, 964 nucleotides. RefSeq lists its product as uncharacterized. Lineage: Eukaryota; Metazoa; Arthropoda; Insecta; Hymenoptera; Encyrtidae. The record is from RefSeq and is a predicted model, not a curated record.
UUUGCCCACAUUGCCGGUGCAGAGCGUGGCUGCAGGCAAUCGAUGUAUACUUCUCGACGCCGCACUUGCUCCUUUGCACCCUAGCUGAGCGCCAGAUGAGCCGCGUAUACAAAGGAUAAAACAGUUAUACCCCCCCAAUGGUUGGUGAAUCGUUCGUAAGCGAAAUGUGAUUGCGUGUGAUGGACAACGAAUUGCAUUUACAUACGGAGACACUAUAUUAACAACCGCGAUCGGCCAACUGUGUAUUACUCAAGCUCGUCGGAUCGCGGUAAAAUCGGUAUUAGCUUGGAGAGGGUAGGAAAAACCAAAAUCCAAGAGUAUACUCGUUGGAGACGGAAGCAGCGGAAAGAUGCGUUUGAUCCUGGUUGCAUUGUCCCUGAUGCUUUCCGGGGGUGACUGUCGCUGCGGCGAGCGAUUAGAGAGGGCCCUCGACCUGAUGCAGCAGCGGGGCAGCUCAGCGCGCCGGAGGUACGACAACGGCGACGACUCGGACGUUGUUUAUCGCGAAAAACUCAGAUCCGCCCCCAUCGAGGUCUCCGUCACGAAGAUACAAGUAGAGGCAAGCAACGAUUACAACUCGGUGUUCAAUUCGUCGGCCUUUGACAACGACGCCGAGGACGAGGACGUGCAACACGACGAGGGCGUGAACGGCGAGGAGAUCGACGAGGUGGCCGGUGUGAUCGGCCUGGCCAACGACGAGGAGAACCGUUUGGGUGACAACGCGGACAACGACGCGAUACUUGACAAUCUUUGGCGCUCGCGCGGCGACAUUGCCCGCGAGAUGGAGGACGUGUUCCUGAGGAGCGCCAGCCAAGCCAUCACCCACUACAUCGAGCGCCAACUUCAUCCGGCUAUCAAGGAGACGCUCAUGCUGUCCAUGGGGUACACCAUUAGUUACGGAUGAGAUGAGCAAGUCAGCGUGUGAUGAUCUACACUUGCAGUCGGUCUCCCUUGCGCGGCGAGA